Messenger RNA from Sabethes cyaneus, 1836 nucleotides. It is a transcript of the gene Wnt2, whose product is annotated as protein Wnt-2. The coding region runs from base 661 to 1713 and encodes 350 amino acids. Gene Ontology annotation, cellular component: extracellular region. Gene Ontology annotation, molecular function: cytokine activity; frizzled binding. NCBI's taxonomy places the organism in Eukaryota, Metazoa, Arthropoda, Insecta, Diptera, Culicidae. Gene Ontology annotation, biological process: cell fate commitment; neuron differentiation; canonical Wnt signaling pathway. The transcript has 9 exons. The record is from RefSeq and is a predicted model, not a curated record.
CGUUACAGACUCGAAUGUGUUCGCGAUUCUUACGGAGCGCGCAUCUCUAGCGGACCUCGUGGUGAUCUUUCCGUUCUUGCUCGGUUCUUCGUUCAGAAGCUAUGCGCGAAUGGUCGGAAGCAAAACAACCACGAGUGCAGCCGACUAAAGUGAAACGUGAAGUUUGAUCAAUUAAUUAUGGUGUAGCAUCAGUUGAUCUAUAAUUCUGUGAAGCUCAUAGUGAUUCGUUCUACAUUCAGUUGAAAUGAUAACAUGACAGCUCUUUGAUUUCUCUAGAAUUAAAUAAACAAGAUUAAGCAGGGGGUUAGCGGCGGAGGAUAAUUAUAUUGCAACGAAAGAAGUGCCAGUGAAUAGCAAUUGCAAGCUGCUAAGAGAUUACAUAAAUUUGCAUGAGCUGACAACUGCUAUCUUUCAUCUCUUGGUUUGUGAAACCUACGAAACCUGACUGAAGGAGAGUGGAUUGAAGAGCAAUAUUUGCAAGCGUUACCCAUCCGACAAAGCGAUGGUUAGGCAUGGGCCGUAGUUCCUAUCAACAGUUUUCUCAACAGUGUACGAGGAUGAUUGAUGACAAUAAUAAUAAACAUUUGCGCGUAAUCAACGGAGAAUCGUGAUCUGGAUCUGACUUUAACGGAACGAUGAACGAUCGGGCUAUGAUGUAAAAUGAGAAACAUUCCAUUGAUCGUCUGUAUGAUUUUCAUGUUCGUCAGAGUAAGACUUUCGGAAAGUUUCACGUCUUUGGUUCUUUGUUCAAGGAUUCCAGGCCUUUCUCCGUAUCAAAAGCAAUUGUGUAUUGAUGCCCCAGAUGCUGUUGUAUCGUUAAGUGCAGGUCAGAUUCUUGGUGCUCAAGAGUGUCAACGUCAAUUCAAAGGCCACCGCUGGAACUGCACACAAGUCUGGAAGAGAGACAUGUUCGGUCAUAUUGUCAUUAUUGGGUCACGAGAAGCAUCCUUUACGUACGGAAUAACAAGCGCCGGGGCAGUACAUGCCAUAACCGCAGCAUGCGCCAAGGGAAAUAUUACAACGUGCGGUUGCGACUUAAAGCAGAAGAUGCAAUUUUCUUCCGAAAGUGACAGCUGGAAAUGGGGCGGUUGUUCAGCCGAUAUCGGGUUCGGAAUGCGCUUUACCAUGAAGUUUCUGGACGCACGGGAGAUUGAGAACGACGAUCGAAGUCUAAUGAAUCUGCACAAUAACCGAGUAGGACGAAAGAUUGUCAAAUUGAUGUUGCGUACGGAUUGCAAGUGCCACGGUGUUAGUGGUUCAUGCGCAAUGAAAACAUGUUGGAAAAGUUUACCCUCGUUCCACGCUAUUGGGGAUAUCAUGAUGAAAAAGUACCGGAAGGCAAAACUGGUGCAAGCGAUAUCUGAGGUGGGGAAAAACAACGGUCAGCUGCUACAGUUAGUGCUUAAAAGGAGAGGCAAAUUGCAACACACUAGUGUUAACAGUCUGAAACCAAAGAGGAUGGAAUUGGUAUACUUGCAACCAUCGCCAAAUUACUGCGACCGAGAUAUUGUGUCCGGAAUUCUGGGCACCAGCGGGCGCCAGUGCAAUCGAACUUCGCUUGCAUUAGACAAAUGUGACCUGCUCUGCUGUGGACGAGGCUACAAUACUCAUCAAAUUAUUCGAAGCUGGCAGUGUAACUGUAAGUUCAAAUGGUGUUGCACAGUCAAUUGCGACAUCUGCACCGAGCACACCGAAGAAUAUACGUGUAAAUAGUGCAUAAAGGUAUUACCUUCAUUCGAUUUAGUUUCAUGAAUUGUAAAUAAAUAUUCCAUUAGACUUAAUUGCAUCAUUCUCAGUCAGACGAUUGUAUUUUUUUCACCAAGAAACAGUAUUAUU